AUGACCUCGGGGACACUUAGGGACUUUCUUCCACCGGCCACUUUCUUCCCAGGAGACCGAGAGAGCAACCCGGCGGUGCUGCGGGAGGCGGUGGAGGCCGUGGUGAGGAGCUUCGCCAAGCACACGCAGGGCUACGGCCGAGUGAAUGUGGUGGAGGCCCUUCAGGAAUUCUGGCAGAUGAAACAGUCCCGUGGGGCUGACCUGAAGAAUGGGGCCCUCGUAGUUUAUGAAAUGGUUCCCUCCAACAGCCCUCCCUACGUCUGCUAUGUCACUCUGCCUGGGGGAAGCUGCUUUGGGAGUUUCCAGUUUUGCCCCACAAAAGCUGAAGCCCGGCGGAGUGCUGCAAAGAUCGCACUAAUGAACUCUGUGUUUAAUGAACAUCCUUCCCGAAGAAUCACUGAUGAGUUCAUUGAGAAGAGUGUCUCUGAGGCCCUGGCAUCUUUCAAUGGCAACAGGGAGGAAGCUGAUAACCCGAAUACAGGGAUUGGUGCCUUCCGAUUCAUGCUGGAAUCCAACAAGGGCAAGUCAAUGCUGGAGUUCCAGGAACUAAUGACAGUCUUUCAACUGCUGCACUGGAACGGCAGCCUCAAGGCCAUGAGGGAAAGGCAGUGCUCUCGGCAGGAAGUGCUGGCCCAUUACUCCCACCGCGCCCUGGAUGACGACAUUCGCCACCAAAUGGCACUGGACUGGGUGAGCCGGGAGCACAGUGUGCCAGGCGCGCUGACCAGAGAGCUGGCCUCGACCGAGCAGGAGCUGGAUGAAGCCCGGCUGGCAGGCAAGGAGCUGCGCUUCCAUAAAGAGAAGAAAGAUAUUCUCACGCUGGCUGCCGGGCAGUUGGGCAGCACGCACCCUUGCAACUGCUAGGCACCCGCCCGCACAUCCCUACCCGCCCCGCGGCCUUUCUAUACUCCUUUCUAAGACUUAGGGUGACUUCUGUACAUACUUCCUCAAUUUUAUACUUAAAAGACCAUCUAUAUGGACAAGUUCUACGCCUGGGUUCCUCCUGGUCAAGUUCUGAACACGGCUUUAUUUGAAACGUCUCCACUCCACUCCACGAGAACAGAUUGUCUUGGGGAUUUGUUGGCUCUCCUGCUCCCAGUAACUGUAUAGUCAUUUCCGUAGCACAGAAUGACUGACAAAGGGCUCGAGUUCUUCUUUGACAAUAAUAGGGCACUUGAAUAGGGACGAUGUGAACGGCGUCUCCUCCUGCCUUCUCAGCUCAGACGGGGACCGGUAGAAGGCUCUGGCUUUUGACUGUCUUGAGCUGGGCCCGCUUGGUACCCGCUUGUCCCCCAGUAUCUAGGCUGCCCGAGCCUCCCACGUCCUCCCCACCGCUACCUUACUCCCAUCUUUGCCUCCGGGUGCUGCUUCCUUUUAAGGUUCCCUGAUUUUAUUAUUUGGAAGUGGAGAUCAGUUUCUUGUUUUAAAAGUCAUUCACGAGAAACUGCCCAGGAGCAGGGAGGCAUUGCAAACCUAGCUCCUGGAGGCUUAUCAGAUAAGGUGCUCUGGACCACAGCCACCAACUGUACCCUACACCACAGAAGGGGUCAGGGUUGAAGCUGCUUCUCUUUGAAUAUGCCCUCCCCUGCCACUGCAGCUAUGUGGGGUCCUGUAUUUCCACCUGCCUGCCUGCAGAGGCUGGUAGAAGGCAAAACAUAUUUUUCCUUUCACUCCCUGCCAUCGUUUGCUCUUUGGAAACAGGAUCUGUUCCUCCUUGGUGAGAGCCAUGUUUCUCACUUCCAAGAAGCUGCUUCUGUUUAUUACCUUAGAUGUACAUACCGUAGAUUCCAUUUGUUUUUUCUUUCCUCUUCCUUCACAUUAUUAAGAGGAUGAGUCAAUCAGAAAAGUGAGAUUAGACUUUGGCAUUCUGCAACCUGGGAAGGCUGCAGGAAAGAAUCAAUGAUUAGCUAUUUGUAUUUUUAAUCCAUGUGGCUUCCUCAGCCUCUGUCCUGGGUAAAAUAGGAGGAAAUGAUGUGAAAUAUAGCUAAAGCAUUCCUCUUUGGGAGAAUUUUUUUUAGGUCUCUCAAAGAUUUAUUUUCUCCCUUUUUCUGAAAUCUCCUUUAUACUAUUUGGUGCUCAGUGCACUUUUUCUAAACUGAUUUUGGGAAGUUUAAUGCUCUUACUAGGAGACUUUCUGCUUAUUUAUAUACUUUGCUUCUAGAACUAGUUUAGGACACAGACCAAAAUUUCCUUUUGGAUCAGGUAGGGACAAGAUGAAAGUCAGCUUUUGAAAUUAUCUUGGUGACCAAGACAUGUGAGAUCAGAGGUAAGGAAUAUAGUAACAAUUGUAUUAGUACUUGUAAGGGCUUCCUUGAAUUCUCCAUGUCCUGACUAUAUUCUGAAGCACAUCUAGAGUUGAAGUAGAGGCGCCUACAUUAAAUAAUAGGUGUGUCUAUUCAUUUUUUACUGAAUGUUUAUAAUACAAAAAAAUCACAAAUCCUCAUUUCUCCUAUAUUCCUUUCUCUGGGAAAUGUUAAGGGGUGUGAGUUGUGGGAAGAACUUUUUCUUGCACCUUCUGGGUUUAUUAUUUUUUUCUCAAAUACCAACAAGUAAGAUCCCAAAGAACUUGAGAAAAAUUGUUUCCUGAUCUGUCCACUUUUGGUGAUAAGUAUUUUACACAUCUUUUCAGUACUUUCUAUGUAAAUUUUAUACAAUUAAAAAUAGACUUUUGUCUAGAAAGCAAGACUGACUCUUUCUUGAGGCCAGUGUAUCAGAGAAGCUCGAAAGUGACCCUUUCUCUUACAUACAUUCUGGAAAAAGUACUUUACCU
Condylura cristata (star-nosed mole) is the source of this 2770-nucleotide messenger RNA. RefSeq names its product Lix1 homolog (chicken) like (gene LIX1L). Bases 1 to 864 code for a protein of 287 amino acids. The transcript has 7 exons. Lineage: Eukaryota; Metazoa; Chordata; Mammalia; Eulipotyphla; Talpidae. Gene Ontology annotation, cellular component: cytoplasm. The record is from RefSeq and is a predicted model, not a curated record. Gene Ontology annotation, biological process: autophagosome maturation.